CUGUACGAGACCGCUGCUAAGGCACUUGUCGUUGAGUACCCUGUACUUAGGGACACUAUUGGAACUGGUUGGGACUCUUGGAAAGUAUCUAUUCAAUAUAAAUUUGGCUACAUGAGGAGAACCCUGGGCACAGUGCCUGCUUUCCAGGCAGCCAAGGAGGCCUUUGGUAAGCGAAAACAUGAGGAGAGUGCUGUCACACCACACACCAAAAGGCAAAGCCGUGUGACAACAAGCUUCCAACACGUUGACCAUGACGAAGCCGUUUUAAAAGGACGCAUGGAUCUCAUGGUCAAAGAGAUGUCUCGACGUUCACCGAACCUCAAGAAACUGAGCGAAUCGAUGAAGCAAACGCGGUCUUCAAGGAGUACUUGGAUGAAGGAUACCAAGACAACAUCUGCUCAAAUACUUGAAAAGUAUCCAGCUUUGGCCAAUGCUGAAAUGCUCCACGAAGAAUUCACCGCUCUAACCGGCAUUGAAAUAGAAAAGAAGUUGUUGCCCUUCAUCAACAACUACGGGCAUAAGUGCAUUGACUUGCUGAAAUGUCGCCCCUCCACAAAGAAGUGUGCCAAGAAACUUGAAGCAGAGCUCAAUGGACGGGAAGAAAAUGGCCGCAAAUAUCGAUUUGCAGUCGGUGUAAUCGAACUCCUGCCGCUGCUUGUGAAAGAAAAACCAAAGUUUCUGAGCGGCCCUGACAUCUAUCCCACCCUGCAUUUUGACGCCACAAGUAUUCUCGAGGCCGAAUAUGUGACAGUGAGCUUCGAGGCCUUCAGUAUGGAUGUUGUAGACGUGAUAGCCGGCAUGAGUGCCAUCAUGGAACUUUACUGGAUGCUGGACGUCAAAUGCGCAGACAGCAACAAGAACACACUAGCUCUGCUCGAGCACUUUUCUGACCUCCCAAAUGAUGGAGAACUGGUGACCAAUGGCUGA
Molecule: messenger RNA, 927 nt
Organism: Rhipicephalus sanguineus (brown dog tick)
Lineage: Eukaryota; Metazoa; Arthropoda; Arachnida; Ixodida; Ixodidae
Exons: 7
Coding region: 112-927 (271 amino acids)
Source: RefSeq, a predicted model, not a curated record